GCCCCUCUCCACACACUUCUCCCGCCUUCCCCGCCAGCGCUGAGGAGAAGGAGGGAAAACAACAACAACAACAACAAGACGAAGAAGACCCGCUGCGUCCCGCUGAGGAAACCCACUCCUUUUGCAAAGGACUCCCGAGCCGCGCAGCCCCUCUUUUUUCAAGCCUUCCUUGGUGUCUCUUCCUGACAAAAGCAGAGCCGGGAAAAAAAAAGAGGCAGCAGCGCAGACCGGCGAAGGGGAGCGAGCGAGCCGGAGUGAGGGGGGUGGGUGGUGGUGGUGGUGGGUGAGGGCGGCUGGGCUUCCGAGCUAUCAAAAGACUUCUUUCUCCGUCUCCCCAUCGCCGCCGCCCCCCCACCUUCUCCCCAAAGACAGAGAGACACCCACGCGCACUCCGGGGGCUCUCGCCUUGUUCCCCAAACUCCCCGCCAUGACCUCCGUCCUGGGAAGCAGCCGAGCGUCGGGGGGCCCGAGUAGCCAACUGAAAUGCAAGUCCAAGAGGAGGAGGAGGAGGCGAUCCAAGAGGAAAGCAGAGAAUUCAGGAUGGGUUCAUACCCUGCUCCCCCGGAUUUCCCAGCGGUUACAGGAACGUUGUAACACUCAGUUCAGCACAUGGUUGGAGGCAACAGACUACCGCCUCUCCACACAGAUCGAGCCACCAUGUGAAAAAGUAAGCAUUCUCUCCACGUUCAUCGCUCCCUUCAAGUAUUUAAGUCCUGCUACAGCAAAUAUGGAAGAUGAAGACAAUUUAAGUACCAGCAGUGCAGAAGUAAAGGAGAACCGUAACAUUGGCAACUUAGAAGAUCACCCAAUCACCUCUAAUGAAAGGUCAAGAGUAGGGACUUCCGGUGUCAAAAGGAAAAGGCCUCUAGAAGAAGGUAACAGUGGGCAUUUCUGCAAACUCCAGCUCAUCUGGAAGAAAGUCUCGUGGUCAGUAACGCCAAAGAAUGCUCUGGUUCAGCUCCAUGAACUUAAACCAGGUUUACAGUACAAAAUGGUUUCCCAAACAGGCCCAGUCCAUGCUCCAGUAUUUGCCGUUGCUGUGGAAGUAAACGGACUGACCUUUGAAGGCACUGGGCCGACGAAGAAGAAGGCCAAAAUGAGGGCUGCCGAACUCGCCCUCAAGUCCUUCGUUCAGUUCCCCAACGCAUGCCAAGCUCACUUUGCCAUGGGGAAUUGUUUCAACCCUUCCACAGACUUUACCUCAGACCAGGCAGACUUUCCGGACACCCUGUUCAAGGAGUUUGAGCCCUCUACGAAUAGUAAGGACCUCUCAGGCUGUAGCCCAGUUAAUAACGACCUGCUUUCUGCGGCUUGCCGGCACGGGAGGCUGCUCUGCCACACGUGGGACUUCAUGGGCCGCACAAAGCAAAACAAGCACAAGAUGGCGUCUGCCGCCGAGAGCGAACAGAACCCAGUGGUGUUGCUCAAUGAGUUACGAUCAGGACUGAGGUACGUCUGCCUUUCGGAGACUGUGGAGAAGCAGCAUCUCAAGAGUUUUGUGAUGGCUGUGAGAGUGGAUGGGAGAACAUUUGAAGGCUCGGGACGUAGCAAGAAGCUGGCUAAAGGUCAAGCAGCACAGGCUGCACUGAAGGCCCUCUUUAACAUUCGGCUGCCCAGUCAUAUUCCCAGCAGGAGUAAAUGUAAUCAUUUGCCACAGGAAUUUGCCGAUUCAGUGUAUCAAAUAAUUACACAGAAGUUUCAAGAGGUGACAGAUAACUGUGCUGCAAUCCACACACGCCACAAAUCCCUGGCAGGGAUCGUAAUGACCAGAGGUUUGGAUCUUCGGCAGGCUCAGGUUAUUGUGCUGACAUCAGGUACCAAAUGCAUAAAUGGAGAAUACCUUAAUGAUCAAGGCCUUGUGGUCAACGACUGCCAUGCGGAGAUUGUGGCAAGGAGGGCCUUCAUCCACUUCCUUUACUCACAGCUGGAGCUGCACCUGAGCAAACGGCGUGAAGAUGGCGAGCGAUCAAUCUUCGUGCGGUUAAAAGAGGGAGGCUACAGGCUAAAAGAGAACAUUCUGUUCCAUCUGUACGUGACUGCUUCACCCUGUGGAGAUGCACGCCUCAACUCCCCCUAUGAAAUCACAACUGACUUGAACAGCAUUAAGCACAUAGUAAGAAAGUACCGUGGGCAUCUCCGAACAAAGAUUGAAUCUGGAGAAGGAACCAUCCCGGCUCGAUGUCCCAACGCAGUUCAGACGUGGGAUGGUGUGCUACUGGGAGAGCCGCUGGUCACCAUGUCUUGCACGGACAAAAUUGCCAGGUGGAACGUCCUUGGGUUGCAAGGUGCUCUUCUUAGCUACUUCAUCGAGCCAGUGUAUUUGCAUAGCAUUAUUGUGGGAAGCCUCUCUCACACUGGUCACCUUUCAAGGGUAAUGAGCCAUAGAUUAGAAGAUGUUGGUCAUCUGCCAGCCUCGUACCGGCGCAAUCAGCUGCUCCUGAGCGCGACGGGAAAAAGAAACUGUGGGGGUUCUUCGCGACUCUGCAAGCAUAUGUUUUACACUCGAUGGGCAAAGCUUUACGGAAAGCUGAGCAUGCGGGUACCAAGCCAUGGAGAGAUGCCAUCCGUGUACAGCGAGGCCAAGCUGGUGUCGCGCACGUACCAGUCUGUCAAGCAGCAGCUGCUCAAAGCAUUUCAGAGAGCCGGCUUGGGCGUCUGGGCGAAAAAGCCCCCAGAGCAAGAUCAGUUCCCGCUGACUGUGUGAAUCCUUCGGCCUCUCUUAGGGCAGAGUCUGCUCAGACUGACUCGAGAGAAGGGCAGGUGCGCUGCAGGGGCUGGGAGCACGGCGGAUGCUGUCUGAGACUUACCUCCAGGAGAAGAAGUAUCUCGACUCAGCUUGGAGUCCUGUAUCGGAAAACACGUUAAGUCUAAGAUAUUGCUCUGAGGAAUGCACUGAACUUGACCUUAGGAAACUGCUUUUCCAUGCCCAUCCCUUCUCAAGGAUGUACAAGCCCAGGUUACAAAAAUGACCUUCACUGUUUGUUCCCCGUUUGUAGCACACUACACAUCGCUGUAAUUAUCCUGGACUUCAGGCAAGAGCAGGUCCUGCUUCUGGCAAAGAAAACGAAAGGAAGAAAACUUCUUUUGUUCCCCUGUCAUUGUUAGCGCAAUAAUUUCCUUUGGAAGAAAAAGAGAUUUCUCUAGGUAGCAAACAGGUACUGUUAGAUUCAGUGUACACGGACAGACAAGAAGAAAGCUGUGAAUGUGCGUGCAUGCUUGCGUGUGUUUAGAAGGUGGGUGGAUUUCAGGCUGCAGCCCUGUGAGUGCACUCCAAAAUGACGGAGUCACAAUGCGUGCGGAAUGGGAGGGUUCAGUAGCGCAAGCACGCAGUUGGAGUUUCUGGGCAUUUAUGACACAGCACGAGUAUUUUCAAGAAGAAGAAGAAGAAAACAGCGAGGAAAACAUGGGGUUUACUAAUCGCUGGAGAAAUACGGUUCCAGGAGUUCUUGAUUGCACAUGGUGUCAUGGCCAGCAUAACCCUGACACUCUAGUACUGCCAUUAUCUGAACCUCAGGAAAUGGCCAGGGGUGCAAUUGUGAUCCUCAGCCAACACUGGACCAAAAAAAAGUGCCCAGACUCACUGAAAGUUACAAAGGCACACAGAGUUUAUUGCACAACAGACAAAGAGCACCAAGCAGACUGCAAGAAAGUCCUGCUGACCCUUUGGCAAGCACAUGAUCAGGCACACCGCAGUGUCGUUAGCCUCAGCUGGUUUGUAACUCCCAGCAAGAGACCCAGUUUGUCCCACACAGUCCACCAGGAACCAAGUGCACACAAGACAUUUGCAAUUUUAAGGGUCCCUUGGUGAGAGAUACAGGCAGGCCUCCCAUUCAUUGUAAGAUCCAGCUGUCUUGCAAGGUAUGGAUUGAGCUGCAGUUUGCUGAUGUUGACAGCACAUAAUGGAGGGCAUUUCAUGACACCUGGAGGUUUCUGAAAACUCAGCAUGCAUUGUAGACCUCUAUUUAUGGCAGAGAUGGAAGCAUGGGGCCUUCCAGAAGGUCUGGCCUACAUCUCCCAGAAAUCCAUGCCAGUAUGGCCAAUGGUAGGGAUUAUGGGAGCUGCAGUCCAAAACCUCUGGAGGACCAAAGAUUCUUCACCACUGGUGUGCUUGUCUAUAAAAGAAUUAAAGACUAGUGAACAGACCUCUCUUCCUGAAGCUAUAGGUUAACCUUC
Messenger RNA from Pogona vitticeps (central bearded dragon), 4173 nucleotides. Lineage: Eukaryota; Metazoa; Chordata; Lepidosauria; Squamata; Agamidae. The record is from RefSeq and is a predicted model, not a curated record.